Messenger RNA from Thecamonas trahens ATCC 50062, 1490 nucleotides. RefSeq names its product 1-acylglycerol-3-phosphate acyltransferase. Gene Ontology annotation, molecular function: acyltransferase activity. Gene Ontology annotation, cellular component: endomembrane system. The transcript has a single exon. The record is from RefSeq and is a predicted model, not a curated record. Lineage: Eukaryota; Apusomonadida; Apusomonadidae. The coding region runs from base 1 to 1092 and encodes 363 amino acids.
AUGCAGCUGCUGCGAAUCCUGAGGGGAACGCUGGCUGUGGCGGCGACCUGGGCGUUUCUGGCAGUCUCGUUUGUCAUCAUGCUGCCAUUCUUCCUUGUGGCGCUAGUGUGCGGCGGAUGGUCGAUGGCACGCCGGUGGGUUGGCUAUCCGGCGGGCGCGUGGGUGGUGUUUCCGGGUAUGGCGGCAAUCGCCGAGUGGUGGGGCGGCUCGACGCUGCGGGUCCACACGUCGUCGCCUGCGGGCGCCAAGUCCCCCGACGCCAUUCUGGUGCCUGGCGAGUCUGCGCUGGUCAUGGCCAAUCACGUGUUUGCGCUCGACUGGUGGGCCAUCAUGCGGCUGGGCGUCCGUAUUCGGUCGGCCGGCUGGCUUGUGUUCCUGGCCAAGGACUCGGUCAAGUACAUCCCGGUGGUGGGAUGGGUGGUGGCCAUGGCGGGCGUGCUGCUGCGGCGGUCGUGGGACUUGGAUGCGGCGCGGCUGUUUGCCGCCUUUCGCGCUGCGGGUGCCGCCGGCCAGCCGGUCUGGCUCAUGUGCCACCCCGAGGGCACCCGCAUGUCGCCGGCCAAACUUGCGGCGUCGCAGGCGUGGCUGGAAGCUCAAGGCCGUGACCAAAUGGACCAUGUACUCGCACCGCGGGUCAAGGCUGUCAUUGCCGCCGUUGCCGCGCUCCACUCGCGGUUCGCGGCCAUCUACGACCUCACACUCGCGUAUCCUGACGGCACGCCGUCGAUCUGGAAGGUUGCUUGCUCUUGUGCGCCCGAUGUCCACCUCCACGUCGACCGCAUCCCGAUUCCGGUGCUCUUCGAGCAGAUUGCCGCCGCCGGCGGGCUAGACGCUGCCGCCGUGCCGGAUCUGUUUGACGCGACCGCGUCGGGUGACGCAACGGCUGCCGCUGUCAUCCUCCCGCUCAUGAAAGAGUGGGUCCGCGCUCGCUGGCAGCUCAAGGAGCGGCGGCUGCGCGAGUUCCACGCCCGCGGCGGGCAGUUUGACCCCGACGAGGCGCGCGAGCUUCCGUUGCCGAGUCUUUCGCAGCAUGGCGCGUUUGUGCGCGAUGGACUGACACGGACAUGGCCGCGGCAAGCAGUGGCUCAGUAGCGGUUUCCAGCUUUAUCACCUCGUUCACUUCUUGCUGAGCGCGUCGUUGAGCAGGGCAUCAAGGCGCUUGACCAUAGAACGCGGGUCCUCAAGUAGGCCAGCAGAAAUCAUGGCGUUGUCAAAGACCUGCUGGGCAACACGCAGAGCGAGGUCGGGCUCCUCGACACGGGCAGAAACCAGCUUGGAGAUGAUAGGCGACUUGGGGUUGAUCUCGAGAGUGUAGCUCUCCUCCAUGUCGUUGACGCCGGUCCGGGCGCCAACCAUGCGGAUCAUCUGGCGCAUGGUGGCCGAGUCGUGCUCGACAAUCAGCGCCGGCGCCGAGGUCACGCGCUUGGUUGCCUUGACCUCGGACACCUUCUCGCCGAGCGAAUCCUUCAUCCACUCGAGCAAGCCGUCGA